Prorocentrum cordatum is the source of this 1113-nucleotide messenger RNA. The record is from the annotation of a GenBank genome assembly. NCBI's taxonomy places the organism in Eukaryota, Dinophyceae, Prorocentrales, Prorocentraceae.
AUGGCCUGGCCGGUCAUUCCGAAACGCCCGAGCGAGGACCCCGACGAGGAGUCGGAGAUACAGCGUCUGGCCCCAGCCAAGAAUGCGCUCGCGGGGCGCGACCGCGAGGCUCCUCCGCAGCUGCGGCACGCGGAUCGUCCGGCGGGGCAAAAGACGCAUUUGCGCGAGUCCUGGGUUCGAUGUGACCCAAGUGCGGAGCGACGCAUCCAGGAAAUCAAGAUGGCGGCGCAGGGUGCCUUCGAAAACGCGCGCCAGCAAGAGCUCGCCCCUCUCGAGGAUCACGGCAAACAGUUCAUGCAGAUUAUAGGGGGCGCGGAUGUCGCAGACCCAGACCACGUGGACGACCACGCCUUGACCCCUCUCCACAACGAGGUGGAUGCCUGCGCCGUCUCGAAGCGAGAGGGGAUGGCCGCCCGCUGUCUGGGCCGCCGCCUGCGCGACCUGGGCCGCGCCGCCGCGGGCCGUGAGUCGCGCGGCGACGCGGCGACGAAUUCGGCGAGCAUUGGCGCAAAGAUGGUCGACGCGCUGGCAGUGGCCGGCGCGAACCUCGAGGCCGACGAGCUCGGCAUCCCCGACGGUGCUUGGCCCAUCAUCUCCAAGGGCAUCUUCCCGCCCGCCAUCUCAAACAUCUCCGAGGGCGCCUUGCCCAAGACCUCCGAGGGCAAUUUCACGCCCAACGCAGGCGAGGGCCACCUCGAGCCCAGCCCGUGGACAUCGAUGGUCAUCGGGUUCGCACGCCAGGACAUGCAGGAGAUGAGGAGCCACCCGCCAAUCACGUACACGCUCCGCAGUGCCGGCGGCGAGCCCCGCGAUUUCGUAUUGGACAACACGCAGUACAUGACCUCCAGGGAAGACGCGUGUCUGCCAGCUUUCAUGCGCAUCGACGUGCCGCCAGCGCACGGCCCUGCGAUGGUGCUCGGCGAGGUGUUCCUCCGCCAGUACUUCUCGGUCUUCGACCGCGGAGACGGCAGCGACGCGGACGCGCGAGUCGGCUUCGCGCGGGCGAAGGGGGCCGAUGAGGUCGAGCAGCGCCUCAAGGACCUCACGAAGCACCAGCCGGCGUUCGGGCAGCGCGGGGCGUCGCAACAGUCGGCCACCCUUGCGAGUUCCUGA